UAUAUAUGCGUGAUAACAACAGAAAUUGGAAUCAUUUUCAGUAGGUAAGUUUCAGGAAAACAUUCUCAAAAUUGCAUCCUAUCUAUGACCGAAAGCUAAGUUAAAGCCAUGUGAAUGGAUAACGGUGAUUUGACGGUGAUCGGCAAGAUAGAGAGGAACACCAGGAACCAAAACCAAGGAGAUUUCAUUUUCCAUUCGCGACCAAACUUUCCAAGAUUCCCCAGCCGCGUUUUUUGCUUUUUAAACGGUACUUAACAACCGCCACCAUUUACGUUCAAACCCCAUUUACGAAACUCCGUACUUGGUCGGGCGGCGGCGGGAGUUCGGACGAAGUUUCGAGUGCCGGUGGAAGUUCGCCGAGUGGUGACGACAUCGAUCGUUCCAGUUCGAGCGGUUCUGAAGGAGCCAGUACGGUGGCUCCCAGAACCGACGACAGCCUGGAGAGUGGCCAGCAUUCAAGAGCCGGCUCGUCCACUGAUCCGCAAAGAUGGACGUACGAGAUGUUGCCGCCCACAGAGAGCGCUCAAUCUCCGGCAAAAAUCCGGGUGAAUUUUCGGCCGAACACGCUGGACCGGACUGGCACGCGACGUUUUUCCACGGCUCGAAGGAGCCGAAGCAUGAGCGCCUGGAGCGACACUUGGAAAAUGGACGAAAGGGUCCGAGUAGAAUAUUACGUCAAUGAAAAUACAUUUAAGGAACGACUGCAACUAUACUUUAUUAAGAAUCAAAGAUCUAGUCUUAGGAUACGAAUAGCUAAUCUAUUUUUAAAGCUACUUACAUGCGCUUUGUACAUAAUAAGGGUUAUCACCGAUCUCGACCCCACUUACGCAACAUGUUACGGCUGUGUACCAGGAAACAAGACGGAAUAUAUCCUGUCUGCCAACCUAACCGAAGAAAAAUUCCAAGAAAAUCCGAUCAUAAACUGGGACGCGAUUCUGUGGGUGAACCGCCCCCUGGAAUUGUGGAUCGUGCAGGUGAUAUUGGCCAUCAUCAGUCUUAGCGAGGCCCUUUUGUUGGCUUACCUCGGAUAUAAGGGCAAUAUUUGGCAGCAACUUCUGUCGUUCCAGUUUAUACUAGAAAUCAUGACCACGGUUCCGUUCGCAUUUACGAUUUUCUAUUCGCCGCUGAGGGCCAUGUUCAUUCCGGUAUUUCUCAACUGUUGGCUAGCAAAGCGCUCGUUGGAGAAUAUGUUUAACGAUCUGCAUCGAGCGAUGCAGAAGUCUCAGUCGGCCCUAUCGCAGCAGCUGACGAUACUCUCCGCGACCCUAAUUUGCCUCGUCUUCACAAGCGUGUGCGGGAUUCAGCACUUUCAAAGGGCCGGACAUCGUCACCUGAACCUAUUCCAAGCGACGUAUUACGUCAUCGUGACGUUCUCCACGGUCGGCUACGGGGAUUUCGUUCCCGACAUAUGGCCGUCGCAGCUGUUCAUGGUCAUUAUGAUAGGCGUCGCCCUGAUCGUAUUGCCGACGCAGUUCGAACAGUUGGCUUUCACGUGGAUGGAGAGACAAAAGUUGGGCGGUUCUUAUUCCUCACAUCGAGCUCAAUCUGAGAAACACGUGGUAGUGUGCAGUACCAACCUUCACGCUGACACUAUCAUGGACUUCCUCAACGAAUUCUACGCCCACCCGUUACUGCAGGAUUAUUACGUGGUCCUUUUAUCGCCGAUGGAACUGGACACGACCAUGCGCAUGAUCCUGCAGGUUCCGAUUUGGGCCCAAAGGGUCAUUUACAUCCAAGGGUCGUGUUUAAAAGACGGAGACCUAGCCAGAGCGAGGAUGAACGAAGCGAAAGCCUGUUUCAUCCUCGCAGCUCGCAACUACGCGGAUAAAGAUGCUGCGGACGAGCACACGAUCCUGAGAUCGUGGGCGGUCAAAGAUUUCGCACCUAGCGUCGCCCAAUACGUGCAAAUAUUUCGACCAGAGAACAAACUGCACGUCAAGUUCGCCGAGUACGUGGUGUGCGAGGACGAAUUCAAAUACGCGUUGCUAGCGAACAACUGUACGUGUCCAGGUGCUUCGACUCUGGUAACGCUGCUGCUACACACCUCCAGAGGGCAGGAAGGUCAACAGUCGCAAGAGGAAUGGCACCGCCUCUACGGCAGGUGCUCUGGCAACGAGAUUUACCACAUCGUAUUAGGAGACAGCAGAUUUUUCGGCGAAUACGAGGGAAAGAGUUUCACUUACGCCAGCUUCCAUUCUCACAGAAAGUACGGCGUGUCUUUGAUCGGAGUUAGACCGGCAGAACUUCCCGAAUUUUACGAGGACACGAUCCUGUUGAACCCGGGCCCCCGGCAUAUAAUGAAGAAAAGCGAUACCUGUUACUAUAUGAGCAUCACCAAGGAGGAAAAUUCAUCGUUCAGCGUCGCCAAUCACCAGACUAACAACAACACCUCCACGGACCCGGUGGUCGUCGCCGUAAAAGAAGAGGACAAACGCCCCGCCCCUAACUUUAAAGACGGUACCAGUCCACCUCAACUUAUACUGCAAGUCCCCACUUGUGUCACGAAAUUUCCCGACACCGUCGGUACGAACGAUUCGAAACACUGCCUGAAGGAGUCGUCUUCGCCGGGGUCCGUUACGUUCGAGGUGACUGGCAAUCAUCUCGAUAUUCCCAGGGGCGGAGACAAUCCGAACCUGUUAAGCCCCGAAAUAAUAAACCAGAGACGAAAUUCCCGUAGGCCGAGUAUCCUACCGGUUCCGGACAUGUUUACCGGCAGCACGAUCAACAUAUCGCAAGACGUCACGGACGAAGUGGACGAAAGCGAGGACGAGCUAGAAGACGACGUUCCCUGGAGAUCGCCUAGCGAAAAGAUAGCGUCCAGUCUAAGUGACGAUUCCCUGGAUUCGGAAAGACUAGCAUGGCAUGACGAAUGCAUUAGCAUCGUGAAAGGAUUCCCGCCGGUGUCGCCUUAUAUCGGCGUCAGUCCGACCCUGUGUUACCUCCUCAAAGAGAAAAAACCGCUGUGCUGCCUCCAACUGGCUCAGACGUGCGAGCAUUGCAGCUACAGAAACGCACGAGAGUACCAGUGGCAGAACAAAACCAUAAUCUUGGCGGCAGAUUACGCCUCGAAUGGGAUCUACAACUUUAUCAUUCCGCUGAGGGCCCAUUUUAGGUCCAAAACGUCACUCAAUCCCAUCAUACUGUUGCUGGACCGUAGGCCGGACAUCGCGUUUCUGGACGCGGUAUCGUAUUUUCCUCUCGUUUAUUGGAUGAAGGGAUCCAUCGACAGUUUGGACGAUUUGCUACGAGCCGGUAUAACGCUGGCGGAAAAUGUGGUGGUAGUCAACAAAGAACUGUCAAAUUCCGCGGAAGAAGAUACUUUGGCCGACUGCAACACCAUCGUAGCUGUGCAAACUAUGUUCAAAUUUUUUCCGAGCAUAAAAAGCAUAACGGAACUGUCUCAGUCUUCGAACAUGCGUUUUAUGCAGUUCAGGGCGCACGACAAAUACGCCCUUCACCUGUCGAAAAUGGAAAAGGUAACUUUCUCCCACAAUGAAUUAUCGAUAAUCGAUAUUAUUGAAAAGGAAAAAGAAAGAGGCUCGCACAUAUCGUACAUGUUUCGUUUACCGUUCGCCGCCGGAAGCGUAUUUAGUGCUAGUAUGCUAGACACCCUGUUGUAUCAAGCAUUCGUCAAGGACUAUGUUAUUACGUUUGUCAGAUUGCUGCUUGGUGUCGAUCAGGCUCCGGGGUCCGGAUUUUUAACUUCCAUGCGCAUAGGAAAAGACGACAUGUGGAUCCGAACGUACGGCAGGUUGUACCAGAAACUUUGCUCGACCACUUGCGAAAUACCGAUCGGUAUCUAUCGGACGCAAGACACCUCGUUGUCCGAUUCGUCACACGUGAGUAUUCCGUCAUCGACAUGGUCGAGCUGCGUACGUGUGCCAUCGCUUGACGAGGAUUUGGGUCCGGAUAGAGUAGGUGUUACUUAUCGGCCCAAGGAAGGGACCAAUUGUCUCGGUUGUUCUAACAGGCGUAGCUCUAUGUAUUCCGUAAAUAUGGGCGACGAAGCCAAAGAUAACCACAAUCAGCAGAUAGAGAGGGCCGAGAUCGCGAAUCUGGUGAGGUCGCGCAUGGAAAGCCUCAAUCUGCCGACCAUCGACUACAACGACGUCAGCGAAAAACGCAACAGCCUGUCCUACGUCAUCAUAAACCCCAGCUGUGAUCUUAAACUAGAGGAAGGCGACAUCAUAUACCUGGUGCGGCCCAGUCCGUUUUCCGCUCAGAAAACGUUCGAACGACACAACAGCCGACGAAAAUCAAACAUUAGUUUCUGCUCGCAAAACCUUCUCCAGCAGCUGAGCAACAGCGCUCAAUUAAGCGGGCGACGAGGUUCGGGUCUCGGCUUAACCGGAUAUCAAUCGCCGAGACCGCCGCCACUGGCCACUACCAAAUCGAACUCGUUGUCGUUGCCGGACAGUCCGACCGUCAACACUUACCAACGAGGAAGAUCGAACUCGUUACGAGUGGUCGACGACAUAUUGCUGAGGAGAUCGAAUUCGCUGAGGCAAGGUUUACCUGCGGUCGGUACGGGCCAAAGAAAAAGCAGCUUGGAGGACAUCGGCUUGUCCCAUUUCUCCACCAAUUUCCAAAAUCCGAUAAAAAUCGCCCUGAACGACAGCAUCGGACUCGAGGUGACGCCACCGGAAGAAAACAGUCCGCCGAUCAUAUCGAGCAAUACGGCGCUACUGGUGAAUCCGACUCUGGGUCCGUCGAUACGUACCGGCAGUACUCUGAGCCUGCAAUCGUUGGGACAACCGGCAAAUUUCGGAUUCAACAUUUCGCCUUACGGCGAGCCGAUGCCGACGCCCCAAGUGGCAUUACCUACGCCUGCAGCAAGCGAUCCUCAGAACCUUCAAGGGACCAUAGUAUGAUAUAACCUUAUGUGGGGUAAGAGAGGCGGCAGUCUUAGAAAAAAAUGGCUGUAAACUCUCCCCGACCUCACUAUACAAACCUGUAUACAUUUUUUUUUAUAAGUAACUCACUUUUCUUGGUACCACAUUAGGCCUUAACACACUUUUCUUCUCUCUAUUGUUAUUGAUUGGGAUGCCGAUUAAGAAAACUUAAAAUACAAUGUAAAAAAUUACCCUAAUUACCGUUAUGGCUAAAAUUAUAAGAGAACAAUAAAAUCAAAUGGCUCUUAACUGCCGGUUAAUAUUUUAUUACCCUCUUAUAAUUCUCAUGCCAUUAUAAAAUUCGGGCACAUUACAAAAAAACAUCAACUUCACAUUUGUUUAAUAUAAAUAAUUUGCCAGUUUUUCUGCUAAUGCAAAACGUAAUGAGUCCUGUAUAUACUUGCAAGAGUCUGCGUGAAAACUCCUUGUAAAUACGAGAUUGAGGUUUAGUAAGUUAUUUGUUAGUUGUUCGUCAGUAGAUCCAAAUUCUUUUUAUUUUGCGUGAAUUAUAGACUGAACCUGUUCUAAAACACGUUUCUUUAAAUCUACUUAACGCUUAAUUAGUAUGGUUGUAAAUAUAGGUAGACCAAGAGCAAGCGAUAUUAUCAUUUUGAAAAAAAAAAUUACAUUCAUUUUCAUUAAACGUCGCUUUCUCUUGACCUAUUACUGAAUAUAGUUAAAUAUUGGCCAAUUUAAUUUCGACGAGAUUAAAAUAAUAAUUACUUAUCUAACUAUAUUCAUGGUAUAUAGCAUCAUCAUAGCAAAUACCGUCCAUUUUACUUUUCCUCGGUGUACAUAUAUUUAUAAUUGGUUAUCGUGGUCUCUUAGGUUUAAGACUGCAGUGUGGUCCAAUAACAAUCUAUAUAGCUAAACAAACCUUGAACAUAUCUAUCCCUAAGUGAAUAUAAUAUACAUAUAUUUUUCUAGAUUAGACCAAAACGAGAGAUUAUACAUUUUAAGACCAAGGUGCUUUGGUAUUACUGCUUUAUUUAAUGUACAUAUUACGAAUAUACGUAGGCCGAUUUAUGCCGAAAAAAAAAAUUGUAUCGGAUUAAUCAGCGACAUUGCGUUGGAAAGUCUGGAAAGCAGCACGUACUCGUUGACCAGGUACCUACGUCCGGAUAACAAGUGCUGGACGAAAUUCAAAUUGUUCGCUACGUUUUUUAUCGUUAAAACCGUUGAAAUUUUAAAAAAUACACACUUCAAUUGGAUAUCUAAAAAGUUAAAUGUAAAAACAUUGACAAUAAUUUUUGGUACCUGUCGAAUCAGUAAACUGUUAGUUUGGUGCAAUGUUACUGACAGCAUCCGUGUUCUUUAUAUGUAUAUAAAGUGUUUGCCAAACUUUCUUUGUACACAAUUUUCAGAAAAUGUAAGAUUGUUAAGCGCACACCACACCAGCGACAGAAAUUCCCGACUUGAAGGCUUAAAGACGAAAAAUUUGUCGGGUUUGAUACUUCAGUGCUUUAAAUUUGCCAAAUUAUAAGAACUAUACCCGCGGCUCAUAAAAACGACUAUAAGAAAUAGCAAAUAAAUAUAUAAUGAGGUAAACUUUCCAGCAACACGGGUUCAUGCCGGUCACAUGACUCUGAACAACCAAUAAAAUAAAUACACUUUAAUUUUUGUCCCCUGACGUUUGAUAGGUUGUUUAUGAUCAUGUGACUCGCGGAGCAAUGCGCGUCAGGAAGACUUAAAACAAAGCCAAUUUAUUUCCACCCACCACUCAGUUCAAGCUUUAGAUUGUUGAAAACUUAGAUUUUAGGCAAUUGUCAUAUCAAAAAAUGUAGGAAUUUUUUUUGGAAAGUUCACCCCACCAAUGUAGGAUAUAUAUAAGUAGUACCGUUGCUCUAGAACACUAAAAACGGUUAGCUUCAUCAUUAGUAAUAAAACACGAAAUAUGUAAACUGUCUGUUCCCCUUUUAUUUUCAUUAAACUUUCAUAGGGUGUAAACUUCAUUACUAAUUUUUUCAGUAGGGCUUUAGUUCCCUAAACGCUGCACCAUGAUAUGUAAAAGAGAAAACUGU
Cylas formicarius (sweet potato weevil) is the source of this 6913-nucleotide messenger RNA. RefSeq names its product potassium channel subfamily T member 2. Bases 501 to 4871 code for a protein of 1456 amino acids. Gene Ontology annotation, molecular function: intracellular sodium-activated potassium channel activity. Gene Ontology annotation, biological process: potassium ion transport. The record is from RefSeq and is a predicted model, not a curated record. Gene Ontology annotation, cellular component: membrane. The transcript is spliced from 26 exons. NCBI's taxonomy places the organism in Eukaryota, Metazoa, Arthropoda, Insecta, Coleoptera, Brentidae.